UACACUUUAAGCUCAUCUUUAGUUAGGUUUUCAAAAGAAUUUAAGAUGAGUAAAGAAAUAUGCAGUUGGGGAAUGACAAAAGAAGGAUGGAGAAAGGGACCUUGGACUGCUGAAGAAAACAGAUUGCUCUUUGAAUAUGUUAAGUUGCAUGGUGAAGGCAGAUGGAGUUCUGUUGCUACUGUUGCAGGGUUGAAAAGGAAUGCAAAGAGUUGUAGGUUGAGAUGGGUGAAUUACUUAAGGCCAGACCUUAAAAAGGGACAAAUUACUUCUCAUGAAGAAAAACUCAUUCUAGAGCUCCAUGCUAGAUGGGGGAACAGGUGGGCAACUAUUGCGAAAAACUUGCCAGGGAGAACUGAUAAUGAGAUCAAGAACUAUUGGAGGACUCAUUUCAAGAAAAAGACCAAAACUUCGAACAACAAAUCUGAAAUAUCAAAGGCGCGUCUUCUGAAAAGACAACAAUUACAAGAACAACAACAACAGCAAUGUAACACAGACAAUGAUACGAAUAAGGUCGUAUCAUACAACAACAACAACAAGAACUAUUACGCCUCAAUCCUAAAUAAGUUAGGAAACAGGAUCGUGUCAUUACUUAAUGAAAAUGUGAAUAAAGUACCUACUUUGCCUCAAGGGAACCAAGAAAUGGAAAUUUCGUAUCCAAACACAGCUGAUCAAGAGCAAGAUGAUGACUUCUUUUAUUCCAUUCUCAAUGACUAUACUCCUGUGCCUGUGCUAGAAUCCUCAUCAAAUGAAGACAUCAUUUGGGAUGUCUUGUGGAAUUUGGAUGAUUUUCAGUGCAAUUUCAGCACUCCAACUUAUGAUACAAAUAUGGCUAUUCCUUUCAAUUGAUUUCUUAGUAAGUGUUUGUAUAA
This is a messenger RNA of Nicotiana tabacum (common tobacco), 869 nucleotides long. RefSeq lists its product as uncharacterized. Gene Ontology annotation, cellular component: nucleus. NCBI's taxonomy places the organism in Eukaryota, Viridiplantae, Streptophyta, Magnoliopsida, Solanales, Solanaceae. Gene Ontology annotation, biological process: regulation of DNA-templated transcription. Gene Ontology annotation, molecular function: sequence-specific DNA binding; DNA-binding transcription factor activity. The record is from RefSeq and is a predicted model, not a curated record.